Molecule: messenger RNA, 3330 nt
Organism: Cloeon dipterum
Lineage: Eukaryota; Metazoa; Arthropoda; Insecta; Ephemeroptera; Baetidae
Gene: CalpA
Product: calpain-A
Exons: 17
Coding region: 335-2875 (846 amino acids)
Biological process (GO): proteolysis
Cellular component (GO): cytoplasm
Molecular function (GO): calcium ion binding; calcium-dependent cysteine-type endopeptidase activity
Source: RefSeq, a predicted model, not a curated record
GUGCGCGGGCGGAUAAAUUUGUCUAUCAAAGCACACGGCUUGCUCGUCGUUAUCAGCGGGAGCAAAUAACAGCAGUUCCGCUGAGCGGCUCACCAGGGAAGGACGACGCACAUCAGACACUCACUCGUCGCCUGACGUUGAGGUGCAUCACAAGUCUCGAUUUUGGCUUGUUUACGGCUCGGUGUGUGAUACCGGUACGGCAGUAGCGGCGCUUCUACACGACUUUUUCAGUGUAAAUUUAGACGGACGCACCCCUCCGGCUGUCCUGGCAGCACUCCAGGACAGCACUGCUCCCCGCGCUUGACAGAGGCUCGAAUCUAGUCAGUCGGACGGCAUGUCCUCGCUCUUCAACAGCUUCCCCAUCCGCCUGGAUGGCGACAAUCUGCCUGGCCUGCUCAACGAGGGUUUCCGCCAGUUCGGCUUCCAGCUUCCCAACUCUGCUGGCGGAGGGGGUGCUGGUGGAUUCCGGAUGCCUGGAAACCUCGGAAAUCUUGGAAAUCUCGGGAAUCUCGGGGAUUUGAGAGGCGUCUUCAACAACCUUGUCAACAAUUCUGGACAAGGUGGAGGUGGUGGUGGGACACCCUGGACCAAAGGCAGCUACCACCUGAAGAAUCGGCUCCUCAAGGGUGGCCUCACAGGGUUUGGAGACGUUUUUCACCCUGGCAAAGAUGCUUUUAAUUUGGGAGACAAGGGCUCUGGUCUGCGAAACCGAGGCACUGUCCAGGAUUUCCAAAAGCUGCGGGAUGAAUGUCUGUCUAGCGGCACCUUGUUCGAGGAUCCCGAGUUCCCCUGCACAGACUCGUCCAUUUUCUUCAGCAGAAAACCUCCACGUUCGUUCGAGUGGCUCCGUCCAACUGAAAUCACAUCUGACCCCAGUCUGUUCGUCGAGGGCUAUUCUAGAUUUGACAUCCAGCAAGGAGAAUUGGGUGACUGCUGGUUGCUAGCUGCCGUCGCUAAUUUGACCCUGCACAACUCGCUAUUCACCCAAGUCGUUCCCAAUGACCAAAGUUUCACCGACCAGUAUGCGGGCAUAUUCCACUUUAGAUUUUGGCAGUAUGGUCGUUGGGUUGACGUGGUCGUGGAUGACCGCCUGCCGACCUACAACGGCCAGCUGGUGUUCCUCAGGUCUUCCCAGCAAAAUGAAUUCUGGAGUGCCUUGCUGGAGAAAGCCUAUGCCAAAUUACACGGCUCCUACGAGGCCCUCAAGGGUGGCACCACCUGCGAGGCAAUGGAGGACUUCACAGGAGGAGUCACAGAGUGGCAUGAGCUGCAAAAAGAAGACCAAACUUUAUUUAAAAUCAUGCUGAAGGCGGCCGAGAGAUCUUCACUGAUGGGCGCCUCGAUUGAACCUGAUCCAAGUGUGCUUGAGGCUCGUACUCCAGAGGGCCUGGUCAAAGGCCACGCGUACAGUCUCACCAGAGUGAAAAUGGUCGACAUCAACACUCCGAAUACGACCGGAAAAAUCCCCCUUGUACGCCUUCGAAACCCGUGGGGCAAUGAGGCAGAGUGGAAUGGUGCUUGGUCUGACAAAUCUGCUGAGUGGCGCUUCAUUCCUCAACAUGAAAAAGAGGAGAUCGGGCUGACCUUCGAUGACGACGGCGAGUUCUGGAUGUCCUACCGGGACUUCUGUAAAUACUUCUCCAGACUCGAAAUUUGCAACUUGAACCCGGAUUCCUUGACGGAUGAUGAAAUCGGAGACGGCAAGAAGUGGGAGAUGAGCGUGUUUGAAGGUGAAUGGGUUCGCGGCAUAACUGCAGGCGGAUGCCGCAAUUUCCUAGAAACCUUCUGGCACAACCCUCAGUACAUUAUUACUCUGGAUGAUCCUGACGAGGAUGACGACCAAUCACUUUGCACCGUCAUCAUCGCCUUGAUGCAGAAGAACCGCAGGGCCCAAAGAAAGUUGGGCGCAGAAUGCUUGACCAUUGGGUUUGCCGUGUACAAGUUGGACAACCCUGAGAACCAGCCAAAGCCCCUUCCUCUGGACUUCUUCAAAUACAAUGCGUCCGUGGCCAGGUCCAAGUCGUUCAUCAACCUUCGCGAGUUAGCUGAGCGCUUCAAGCUUCCCGCCGGCACUUACUGCAUAGUGCCCUCGACCUUUGACCCCAAUGAGGAGGGAGAGUUCCUGCUCAGAGUGUUCUCUGAGAACAGCAACAACAUGGAGGAACUCGAUGAUGAAGUCGGCUUGGGUGAAAUCGAUACUCGAAUUCAAGAGGAUCCUGAACUUAAAAAUGACGAGGAUGAGGAGUCGAACCAGAAGAUCAAAGCCUUCUUUGAGAAGUUGGCCGGAGAGGACAUGGAGGUUGACUGGAUGGAGUUGAAACAGUUGUUAGAUUUUGCCAUGAAGGACGACUUCCCACAAGGCGCCCCGACUCUUCCAAUGCAGUCCUCGGACUCCAUGCUGGGAUCGAUAAUGAAUUUAUUAUGCGGAGUCGUGUGCAAAGACACGCCAAUUGGACAAAUGUUCGAGCAACAGUUCGAAGGGUUCUCAAAGGAGACCUGCCGAAGCAUGGUCGCUAUGAUGGAUGUCGAUCGCUCAGGAAAACUUGGUCUUGAGGAGUUCAAGAUCCUAUGGAUGGACGUCCGCAACUGGAGGUCGGUGUUCAAACUGUACGACACGGAAAAGACGGGAUCGCUGAGUGCUUUUGAGCUGCGCCAGGCGCUCAACUCUGCCGGCUACAGGCUGAACAAUCACAUCCUGAACAUUCUGAUGCACCGCUACGGCACCAAGGAGGGAAGAAUUUCAUUCGACGACUUUAUUGCCUGCGCUGUUCGUCUCAGAUCUAUGAUUGACAUGUUCAAGGAGAGAGAUCCUGAUAACACCAACACUGCUGCAUUUACUCUGGAGGAAUGGGUGGAAAAGACCGUGUACUCUUAAGAAGCCAAAUUAUCCUUUGAGAUUAUAUAACGGAGGUGGCGUAAGUCACGUUUUUAUAUUUUCAACCCUCCGACUUGCGAUUUCUUUUGAGCUAAUACUUUUUGAUCAAUUAAACGCCACCUUCGACUAUAGAUUUACUAUUUACGCACACUACAACUCGCGCAACUUUUUUAAUUAAUUAAUGCUAAUCUAAAUGUGCUGCAAAAAUGCUGAUUCUGUGGUAAUCAAAGUCUAGCUUACAAGAGUACCUCUUUGCAGUUAUUUAUACAGUGAGCAUAUUUAUUGUGCUUUUUAUAAAUUCAGCUAUUAGGGCAACUUAUUAUGAUAUUCUGAGCUAUAGAUAUUAUGCAUCCCAGAGAUGGUAAAAUUAAAUAUAUUGCUAUUUAUGUUAAAACUUGAUCUGUCCCAAUCGGCUUAAAGCUUCUAAAUAAAUUUUGGAUCGUAUAUUAAAAAAA